GAGCGGAGUGGUGGGCUCGCGCAUCCGCGCCGUGAGAGAAGAGAAGAGCUUUCUGUAGGCACACACGCCCUCAACUCCGCUGGGGGAUUUAAAUACACCUUUGACGGCUGGUACGACGAGAUAUUUUUGUAUAAAAUCGACGAGAAGGCGUUGUUGCCGGUGCAGCGGGAGUGGCGCAUGGCGAUGGAACAAGACAACUCCCCAUGUGAGGUGCUGUAUCUCUGCUACGCGACACGGCCGUGGUUUCAGAGCCCAUUUGCUUCACUGCAGUACAUGCAGAUGCCGGAGCGCCAACUGUGCUACUCCGUCUCGGUGUGUCACCGCUGCAUGUCGCCCUUUGUCUCCCAGCGACACUUACGUGAACAUCUUGUCGGUGGCUACUGCCGAUUUCGCCGCCCACCCGGCAUUCUUCUCUACAACGACAAGGACUGCGGCCGGCGUGUCUAUUACGUCGACGGAGCCAAACAUCUGCACUACGGUCGCUGCUUGUCGCUCCUCGGCAAGGCGUUCAUCGAGAGCAAGCAGCUGGGGAGCGAUGUUGACAUUUACGAAUUCUUCGUUGUCACCGCACCGCGGGCGUCGUUGCCGUAUGUUCUUGGAGAGAUGGAGGAAACGACUUUUCGGCGUGAGGCGGCCAGCUUUGACGCGGUGCACUGGGACGGCGACGUCGUUGUUGGUUACUUCAGCCGCAUCAAACACCGCCCGGACCACUGCCUUUCCUGCAUACUCACACUGCCGAUGUUUCAGCAGAAGGGCGUCGCCGUCUUCAUGUUGGAUGUCGCGUAUGCUCUGACGGAAAUGCGUCAGCGACUGUGUGGGUGUGAGGCGGCGUGCGGCAGACGUGGUGGGGCGAUAUCGCGUCCCUUCUCGCCCCACGGACAGGCGCUGCUGCUUUCUUACUGGCGGCAGCGUGUGACGGAGGCUCUGAUGCAAAGUGCCGCGUCCCCGCCUAUUGACACUGAGGCCACGGCAACAAGUGCAGCGGAGGACGACGACAAUGUGGCCUCCACGGUGCCCUUCAGCGUCGUCCAUGAGAAGGUCCUAUUGGGUGGCCACUACAUACACGAGGAUGACCUGCGCUUCUUCUUAUUCCAUGACGAGCGCUGUUUUUACGCGCGUACGACGCCUGCGAUUGCGGUCCCAGCGACCUGCCCAAAGCGUCGGACAGCGGCGAAUGAAAGUACCGAAAACAACAAUAAUAAUAUGAACAAUAACGUUAGCAGCAGCAGCGGCAGCAACCAUUAUUACAACAGCGGUAUCGACAUUGCUGGUGG
Trypanosoma cruzi is the source of this 1274-nucleotide messenger RNA. Its product is annotated as histone acetyltransferase, putative. Gene Ontology annotation, biological process: regulation of DNA-templated transcription. The transcript has a single exon. The annotation marks the transcript as partial. The record is from RefSeq and is a predicted model, not a curated record. NCBI's taxonomy places the organism in Eukaryota, Euglenozoa, Kinetoplastea, Trypanosomatida, Trypanosomatidae. Gene Ontology annotation, molecular function: histone acetyltransferase activity.